AUGGAUAGCUACUCUGUCCUCUACAGUUCAUCCCACAGGACUGGGCUCCUAUCCGGCUUCCAGCGCCUGCGUUCUGAGAGGAAGAUGUGUGAUGUUGUCUUACAAGUUGGCGGUGUAGCUUUCCCGUGUCACCGCGCCCUUUUAGCCAGCUCCAGUGAGUAUUUUUGGGCACUGUUUGGAGAGACGACGGCAGAGAGAUUAGCGGGAACCGUUAGCCUGCCAGCGAUAACACCUGAGGGUUUGGAUGCCAUUUUGGACUUCCUCUAUUCUGGCUGGCUCAGCGUUUCACCCUCCACUCUUCCUGUUGUUUUGGAAGCAGCCAGGUACUUGCAGGUAGAAACCGCCGUCUCAAUAUGCGAGCGUUUCAUAACCGACGGCUUGUGCGCCGAAAACUGCUGCUGCUACGCUAACCUGGCUGAGCGUCACGCCCUCCCAGAUGCACUUGAAGCUGCCAAUCAAACCAUCGCCUUGGAGAUGAUGGUUUUGCUACAGGAGAACAGGGAUGAUCUUCUCGGACUGAACAUCCAAUCGCUGAUGGAGGUCCUGGAUGCUGAUGAGAUACCGGGCGUUAAAGAGGUGGAGCUUGCAAAUCUAGCUCUGGAUUGGCUGGAUGAAAACGGGCCCCUCCCGCUGCUAAAAUCCAAUUUUCUGUUGAGUCGUCUGCGUUUCGGAUUGGUUGCUGUCUCGGACCUCAACAAUCUCAGCAACGCCCACAAGGCCAUGACCACACCCCUGAUACGAAGCCAGCUGACUCGAGCGUUGGAGUACCACUGGUCGGGAUUAACUCAGCCAAUCAGACAAAGCAAACAAACAACUCUGAGAGCAGCGCCCAAUCGUGUGCUUCUUGUAGGUGGAGGGCCAAGUCCUGAUUGGCCGGAACAGCAGGUGCUGACCUUUGACCCCAGAAACAGGAAGUUUUCACCUCUUAGAUCGGGUCUUCCGCUGCGACUGAGGAAUCACUGCGUGUGCUCGGUCGGCGGCUUCCUCUUCGUGAUCGGAGGAGACGAAGUGAAAGAAGGAGGCGAGGAUGGAAAGAAUUCCGUCACCAUGGCAACAACUAACCAGGUGUGGCGCUAUGAUCCUCGCUUUGACUGUUGGGAGCAGGUGGAGUCCAUGCAGGAGAGGCGGGCGCAGUUCACCUGCUGCGUCAUAGCGGAUGUUAUUUAUGCCAUCGGGGGAAGACAAACUCGACUGGACGCUAGCGCACACACCUCAGUGGCAUCUGUUGAGUUUUACGACAUGGCUGAGAGAUCAUGGAGGAGAGGCGCUCCGAUGCCGUGCCCCCUCUACGGCCAUGCCUUGACCGUGCUCGACGACUGCAUCUAUGUGUCGGGUGGCGUCCCUGGCAACCGUGGCAUCAUCACCGGUGGCAGUGGCAACCAGGACGACCGCAGGGAGGCAACAAAAGAAGUCCUACACUGGGACCUUAAAGGUAGAUCUUGGGAAAAACGAGCUCCCAUGUCUAUCGCCAGGUUUGGCCAUCGCCUGGCAACCGUAAAUAACUACAUCUACGCCCUGCUGGGGAUGUACGAGCCCUUCUGCGAUAUUGAACGGUAUGAUUCACAGGCUGACCACUGGACUCGACUCAGGCCCCUCGUCACCGGCUCCUUCGGCUACGGGAUGGCGUCCAUGCCAUCUGGGAUCCUUCUGGUAUUUGGAGGGAGACGAUGGAGCGACGGACAAGAGGUCAUAGUGAAGAGUGUGUUGGAAUAUGACACCAAAAAGGACCGCUGGAGGGAGAUCUGUCAGCUCCCCAGGCCUCUCACUGGGACUGAAUGCACACUGCUGCCCAUUCCAGACUAA
Molecule: messenger RNA, 1803 nt
Organism: Sphaeramia orbicularis (orbiculate cardinalfish)
Lineage: Eukaryota; Metazoa; Chordata; Actinopteri; Kurtiformes; Apogonidae
Gene: klhl34
Product: kelch-like family member 34
Exons: 1
Coding region: 1-1803 (600 amino acids)
Molecular function (GO): protein binding
Source: RefSeq, a predicted model, not a curated record